AAAAACAAAAAAAUAUAUUCAAUCUGGAAUACUGUACAUACCGUACAAUUGGCGCACGGUAACGCGUUCGGGACCUACACUGCCCAAAUUACCGAACGAAUGGCCACCCUGCCAACAGUUGUCAUAAAUACAAGACAAGUUUGGGACAAUCGUGAAAACAGCAAAUUGUCAGAAGUUGUUUACAAACAAAGGAAAAUGAGCGCUUUUUCCGAUUGUUAUUUGGAAUUAUCGGACGAUCCAGUUCGAUUUGAGCCAAUCAAUCAACUGACGAAUGUGUUCUUUGAUGAUUCGAACAAGGAUGUUUUUACUGUCCGCUCAGGGGGCGUGAUGGGGGUUGUGGUUAAGGGCCCCAAAGAGAAUGGCAAAGUGUUGAACUUUCGCAUGGAGGACCAGGGCACCGUUUUGUCAAUCAAACUGUCCCUGGACCACAAAGUGCUGGCUGUGCAAAGGAACAACACUUCCAUCGAGUUUAUGAAUGUUAACAAAGAACACUUGGUGGUCGAGUACUCGAUAAGCUGCAAAAGGAAUGCCAGCAUUUUGGGAUUCGUGUGGUCGGACAUUAACGAGUUUGCUGUGAUAACCGACCAUGGAGUGGAGCUCUACACAGUUAUACCCGACAAAAAGGCGCUCAAGCAGUUAAAAUCCACCUCAAUAACUGUGCAGUGGUUUGUGUGGUGUCCUCGCAACAAUAUCGCGAUUCUAGCGUCGUCGCAUGGUUCCCAGCUACAGCCAGUUGCUAUUAAGCAGGGCUCGAUCAGCAAGUUGCCCAAAGUUGAAACUGAGCCGCGUAGAAUGGCACUGAAAGGGGAUGUGACUCUGUCCACCCUGUACGGAACGGCAGCGGUCUUAAUAUUGAGGCACCAAAGUGGACCGCAUACUGCUGAAGUGCAUGUGCAUUUGCUGAAUGUUCCCGGCCAGAGUCCCGUGAAGGCUCACGUGCUGAAGUUGGGUCUUUCUGGACGCUUUGCUAUUAAUGUAGUGGACGAUUUGAUCUUGGUUCAUCAUCAGGCCUCAAGCAGCUCUCAAAUAUUCGACAUUGCACUAGCUGAGGAAAGUGAUGGAAGCGUCAGGUACCAUACAACAGUCGCCCCUAUGAAGUCGCUCAAACCCACCAGCAUCACAUUGCCCGGCUUGGUCGAGCCUCAAUCGCACGCCUGCGAGCUCUAUUCGCCCAAUUGGGUGGUGUUUCAACCCAACAUAGUGAUCGACGCAAAACUGGGCUGCCUCUGGCAUAUUAAGCUGCGCUUAUCGGAACUAUGCCAGCAAAUCAAGGAUAUGAGCGUUUGCACACAGCUGGCCCUAAACAGAACCGAUGGCAAACCAGUGCUUUUGACGUUGCUGUCUGAUGCCAUUAAAGCGGACAAACCCGACAUGAACAAGCUGCAAGAGUCGUUCAAUCACAUCAACUUGGUCUAUCGCGAUUGGGUUGAUAGGGAGGUGCAAAAUCAAAGCGUUUGUCCUGCCAGUGCCUCAAAGAACCAGUCCAGUCCUCGAGUUUUGAUCGAUCAAAACGCCAUGUUUGAGGAGAUUUUCCAGACAAUGAGCGCCGAUGCGGAUUUGCUGAAAAUCGAACGGGUUUUGGUCUGUUAUCUCACGUCGUUGGCUGAAUAUGGAAUUCCGGUGCAGUUCAACUUGAAUAAGCUUCUAGUAAGCACACUGGCUAGACAGAACAAGUUCAACGCUCUUCAGCAAUUGCUACAGUAUGGCGUAAUCACCGACUCCAAGCCGCUGGCGGUGCUUCUGCUAUCUCUUGGCAACAUGCACAGUUCCUCGACGCAGAUGGCUUUAGAUAUGCUGGCACGACUAAAGGCAAAUGAUGAAAUUCAAGAGGUGCUUCUGAGCGAACACCAGAUCUUAUCGGCGUUGAAACUGGCCAAAGACGAGGCGAACCCAAGAAAGUUCCUGACUGCAGCCAAAAGCUCCGGAGAUCCGACACUGUUCCAUAGUGUUUUGUAUUAUUUUCGCAACCAUCCAAAGUUCGCCUCGGUUCUUCAAAGCGAUGAGCGCUUGCACACGUUUAUCAACGACUAUAACGAGAUGUUUAGUGGUAGUUGCGCAUAAUUUGUUGGAAAUUAUCGGGACGAUUUUUUUUUUAUAAAGAUACAUUUAUUAUUUGCAAUGGGUUCACAAAGGUAAUUUACUCGGUCGUUUUUAACAGAACAUAAUCAAAUACAUCUUUCUGGAACUCUCUAAAUGGCUACAUUGAUUUAACUAAUAUAUACAAAAUUAAACGUAAACUAUUGUCGUACUCGAAGGGAGUUGUGUGCAAAACUGAAGCGAACAUAAAUAUGUGAGUAGUUGCAGAAAACGCAGAAGACUACGAUACUAACGAAGCUAAUUGAGCAUUGAAAUAAUCGAGUUGCUCGUUAACGAAUGUGCGAUGGGGAAGAUUAUGCUUUCCCACCUAAUCAUAGCAGCCAAUGAACGGAAAUUAUACGACUAGUAUAUUAGUCAAAUGUUGGCAAA
Molecule: messenger RNA, 2466 nt
Organism: Dendroctonus ponderosae (mountain pine beetle)
Lineage: Eukaryota; Metazoa; Arthropoda; Insecta; Coleoptera; Curculionidae
Gene: Bulli
Product: regulator of MON1-CCZ1 complex
Exons: 10
Coding region: 100-2061 (653 amino acids)
Biological process (GO): regulation of autophagy
Cellular component (GO): Mon1-Ccz1 complex; late endosome membrane; lysosomal membrane
Molecular function (GO): protein binding
Source: RefSeq, a predicted model, not a curated record